Molecule: messenger RNA, 482 nt
Organism: Diversispora eburnea
Lineage: Eukaryota; Fungi; Glomeromycota; Glomeromycetes; Diversisporales; Diversisporaceae
Source: the annotation of a GenBank genome assembly
AUAAAGUAGAAGUUAACUAUGAAAAAGACCCUGAGUCAGUACUGCGAGAAGUCAUGCUUAUUGCCGCAAACAAUAACUACGGCGAGCCUUUGUCUUGGAGUGGUUGGGUACCAGCCAUAGAUGAAAGUGGAUCAAGUAGUGUGACAGGAGGAAUAAAAGUAGAUUAUAAUCCUGAGGAAGGAAAACUUGGAUUCGAGCCAAAUGAAGGAAUAAAAAUUCAAGCUUCGGAAUAUGUGAUAGGCAAAAAAAGUAGUGAAAAGUUAACUUUGUCAGGAACCAAAGAAGGUAUUGAGGCAGUAAGCGAAGAUGAUGCUGAAUCAAAAAAAGAGCAAAAAGAUAAUCUUCGCCAUCGUAUCGAUUUAGUCAGAAUAGAAGAAGGCUAUAAAAAAUUGGAGGAAUUAAAAACUAAAGAAAAAACCUUCAUAAUUGGUCUAGACAAUCAACAAUACCAAACCCAAAUAGAAAUACCACCCAAAGAAUAA